AUGUGGUGGGGAAAGGGCUCAGACAAAGAUCCCAAGGCGCCGCCUAAGGACGACGCUUCGGCUGCAGAGCCCAGCAAGAGCAAUGCUCCACAACCUGCCCCAUUCGACCCGAACAAGCUCCCAAAUCGUGAGAAGCUGCCACCUGCUCUGCAGAAGAUAGUCGACAAGCAAGACAAAGACGAGAAUUGGUAUGAUGAGCUCGUGGACGGCUAUGCGCCAGAGUCGACCGAGUCGAACGUACGAUUUGCCGCCUACGCUGCACGAGUCCGGACAAUACUUCUUUCUGCACAUCGCUACGUCGCUUACACCUCUGACAUAGGAGAGUCAUUCCGGCCGAUAGCGCACCCAUGGCUCGUUCGCGGUGCCUAUGGAAUACAACUGUCUGAGAAGCAGCAGAAGAUCUCAGGCCUGGAAGCAAUAGAAGCUGCCGACGCACAGCCACGGGCAGUGCCUCCCCUGGAGAACUAUAAGACAGUAAUGGCACAACGCGCUAUCUUCCAGAGCUUGGCAAGUAUGGGUCUUCCAGCGUUCACGAUCCACAGCGUAGUCAGAUACAGUGGGAGAGCGCUCAAAGAUGCCAAGAACAAGACGAUCAGGACAUAUGGUCCCAUCGGUUUGGGCCUUGCUGUUGUUCCCUUCCUCCCAUCUUUGUUUGAUAAGCCGGUGGAGAAUGCUGUUGAGUGGGUAUUCCACAAAGGCUUUGAAACCAUGGGCGGUCAUGAUGCCGUGGGCGCAGCGCCCAAAAUGGGCAGGGAAAAGGCCUUGUCCACGAAGCCGAAGGAAAAGGAAUUGUAA
This is a messenger RNA of Diaporthe amygdali, 795 nucleotides long. Its product is annotated as Mitochondrial fission process protein 1. Gene Ontology annotation, cellular component: mitochondrion. Lineage: Eukaryota; Fungi; Ascomycota; Sordariomycetes; Diaporthales; Diaporthaceae. The record is from RefSeq and is a predicted model, not a curated record. The transcript is spliced from 4 exons. Gene Ontology annotation, biological process: mitochondrial fission. The coding region runs from base 1 to 795 and encodes 264 amino acids.